Messenger RNA from Triticum urartu, 974 nucleotides. Its product is annotated as putative glutathione S-transferase GSTF1. Gene Ontology annotation, biological process: glutathione metabolic process. Gene Ontology annotation, molecular function: glutathione transferase activity; glutathione binding. Gene Ontology annotation, cellular component: cytoplasm. NCBI's taxonomy places the organism in Eukaryota, Viridiplantae, Streptophyta, Magnoliopsida, Poales, Poaceae. The record is from RefSeq and is a predicted model, not a curated record.
UUGAUGCCGUAUAAAAUGGGGAGGAGUUUGCGUCAUGCUGCACACCGCUCAACACAGCAACACACUAACACAACCCGAUCUCUCACUCUCUCGCGUGUAGCAGCAACCAAGGGAAAAAAUGGCGCCGGUGAAGGUGUUCGGGCCGGCCAUGUCGACGAACGUGGCCCGGGUGCUGGUGUGCCUGGAGGAGGUCGGCGCCGAGUACGAGGUGGUGGACAUCGAUUUCAAGGCCAUGGAGCACAAGAGCCCCGAGCAUCUCGUCAGAAACCCGUUCGGCCAAAUCCCUGCUUUCCAGGAUGGGGAUCUGCUUCUCUUCGAGUCACGCGCAAUUGCAAAGUACGUGCUUCGCAAGUACAAGAAGAACGAAGUCGACCUGCUGAGGGAAGGCAACCUCAAGGAGGCCGCCAUGGUGGAUGUAUGGACGGAGGUCGACGCGCACACCUACAACCCGGCCAUCUCGCCGAUCGUGUACGAGUGCCUCAUCAACCCGCUGAUGCGCGGCCUGCCGACCAACCAGACGGUGGUGGACGAAAGCCUGGAGAAGCUGAAGAAGGUGCUGGAGGUCUACGAGGCGCGCCUGUCCCAGCACGAGUACCUCGCCGGGGACUUCGUCAGCUUCGCCGACCUCAACCACUUCCCCUACACCUUCUACUUCAUGGCCACGCCUCACGCGGCGCUCUUCGACUCGUACCCGCACGUCAAGGCUUGGUGGGAGAGGCUCAUGGCGAGGCCGGCCGUCAAGAAGCUCGCCGCACAAAUGGUUCCCAAGAAGCCGUGAUUUGCUAGGCGGGAUUUCGCAUCGUGGGAUCCGAUUCCGAUCACUGAUCUGCGUGGCGUUUUCUUGUUGGUGUCGCGAAUAAGGCAAUGAGCUUGUGUGGCUGGAAUUGCACCAGCGUGCAGUUUUUGUGCUUGCGUAUCGUAUGUGUGGUUGUGAAAACUCUCGAGAUGGAAUAAUGUCUUAUAAGGCUUUCAGA